CCCGUGCACCUGUGCGAACAACAGUGUUGUGUUGGUUCGCUCGUCUUGUGGACGUUACAACUACCUAACAACAUGUCUUCCCGAGGGGGAAAGUCGCUAUACUACGCUACACGACGCUCACUCUCCGCUUUGCAGCUCUUUGGGUGGAUUUAGGUACGCCAACGUCGACGUUUCCGUGGAGGGAAAGAAGGAAGCGCGCAAGGAUAAAGAAGUAAUAGCCAAAUAGAGGUGAUGGGAAAUAUGAUACUGCUGACGCUGUUGCUGCUUUACCUGCCCACAGAGCUGCUGUCCAUCCAGGUCAUUGUUUCAGAGACGGAAAGAAGUACGACUUUGUUUGCGUCUGUGACCCUUCGCUGCGACUUCUCCACUUCUGCAAACCCUCAGGAUGUGCUGGUCACCUGGAGAUACAAAUCCUUCUGUAAAGACCCUGUGUUGGAGUACUACUCCACUAGCUACCAAGCCUCCUUGCAGCUAGGUCAGGACCCAGCCAACGACUGCCCUGACCGCCAGCGCACACUCCGCACCGUGAUCCAGAAGAGAGGCCUAAACGAGCCCAUGCUGGGUGCGGACUACCGAAACCGCAAGAUCACAAUCCAAAACAAGGCUGACCUGGUCAUUUCUGAAGUCAUGUGGUGGGAUAACGGCGUGUACUUCUGCACCAUUGAUGCUGCCGGUGACACCACUGGGGACUCGGAUCGAGAAGUUAAACUCAUCGUCUAUCACUGGUUGACGGUGCUGCUGAUCAUCCUGGGUGCCCUCCUGCUCCUCAUACUGCUCUGCAUAUGUUGCUGUCAGUGCUGCCCACAGAAGUGUUGCUGCUAUGUGCGCUGUCCCUGCUGUCCGAGGACGUGCUGCUGCCCAGAAAAAGUUGUGAUGCAACACAGGAUGCUUCGUGAAGCCAAGAGGGCCAUGGCGCCUUGGAUGAACGGCCAUCCCAUUUAUGCUCCCAUCAGCUCCAACAACUCCAUCCAGGGCGCCCCCAUGUUGUACACAGGCUCGUACACGUACUCGGACCCUGGCAAACCGAACUUUGCAAUGGCGCCCAUGCAGAUGUCCCCCAUGACACUGCCACCGCAACAGCACGCUCCACCCCACCACCUGAACGGUAGCGCUUCAGGGCGCGUCCAAAACACAAGACACGUGUUGGACUACUUGGAGAACCAGGUGAGAGGGCUAGACGUUGUGGCGCCCCAUAUGCCGAUGCACCCUGUCCAAAACAUGCACACGUUAGCGACUCAGCCCCAGCCUCCCCCUCCCGUUGUCCCGUACACGCCCGGACCGCCCAGCAUGCUGUCGGCCCUUGAUGAGAUGGGCGUAAGGGGAACAGAGAGAAGGGUGAUCACCCUGCCUCCCAUCAUCCAGCGUGCACCCAGCUUCUCCUCGCACAUGGGCCCCAGAGGUGGCGAGCAGGCCAGGGGGGCGCAGCGCUUCUCCAGCGAGUCCAGUGGGAGCACCAACCCUUCCGGAAGAGGUGUUCAACGAAACAUUCGUGGAUACAGAGACUUCUCUCCACCAAGACGGGCGAUCCUGCGAGACUACAGCGAUGACUCUGAUUGGGAGGGGAGGCGAGGAAGAACGAGCCACCGUAACGAGAGGGACCAGAGUGGAGGUGGACAGGGUGGGUCCAGGCCUCGAGCACGCAGCCGCGACGACCUGAUGGAAGAGCUGCAGAGCAGAACCGCGCGGCGAGAGCGGAGGGAGAGGAGCUACUCCCCUACCCAACGGAAAGGGUUCUCGAGCUCAGACGAAGAGGACAGCAAGAGGAGACUGGGGGGCAGAGGGAGAGAUUGGCCCGAGAAGCCCCCCAGCUACUCCUCUGUCGAGCUCCAACCUGCACACACCAACGGCCGAAGGAGCUACAUCCCUCUUUCUGAUAGAAGCUCCCGUAGCAACACCAGCGUAGUCAUCUGAAGCAUUUCUUUCUUUUCAAACCUUUCCUGAAUGGUGCAAAAUGAAGACAUUCUUUACCUAAAUCUCAACUAAGGGUGUACUUGUUUUUAUUCUUUAGGUGAUAGGCAGUCUUAGAAUGACAUGCGUUAUCAAAAUACUGUAUCUGUCUGAGUAACAUUGUUUGACUGACAACCAUGAGACAUGUGCUAUAUGGCCCUUACAGGACUUUACUGGAACUUUAAUGUUUUGUAGUGAGUGUUAAAUAUGUGAAUUGUGCAUGUUUUGAAUAAAACCUGUGUAAAAUUAAAUCAA
Nerophis lumbriciformis (worm pipefish) is the source of this 2202-nucleotide messenger RNA. It is a transcript of the gene ildr1b, whose product is annotated as immunoglobulin-like domain containing receptor 1b. The record is from RefSeq and is a predicted model, not a curated record. NCBI's taxonomy places the organism in Eukaryota, Metazoa, Chordata, Actinopteri, Syngnathiformes, Syngnathidae. Gene Ontology annotation, molecular function: high-density lipoprotein particle receptor activity. Gene Ontology annotation, cellular component: plasma membrane.